This is a messenger RNA of Pogonomyrmex barbatus (red harvester ant), 4772 nucleotides long. RefSeq lists its product as uncharacterized. The record is from RefSeq and is a predicted model, not a curated record. NCBI's taxonomy places the organism in Eukaryota, Metazoa, Arthropoda, Insecta, Hymenoptera, Formicidae.
CUCUUCCUUCUUUCAUUUCUUUUUCUCUCCUUUCAGAUUCCAUUUUCUGGAAGCAGCACGUAAUUUCCGCACGUUUGAAUUUUUCCGCGCAUUUCGAUAUAUUAUUCUCCUUCCCUCGUUCGCGUUUCCAUGGAAAAACAUGCUUGCCUGUUGCCGAAAAACUUUCUGUCGGUUAAUUGGACAUCAUAACGCGAAAACUAAUUGAACCUUUUAGCAACAAUCUCGGAUAAGUUUUAUUUAGAAAAUUUGGCAAAUUUUACGUCGACACAACCUCUUGUUUUUGUGUAUACUUGUGAUAUAAAUUUUUCUCAUUUAGUUUCGCUUUAAUUUUCUGAAUUUAUCAUUUUUAUAACAGCCACUCACUCUGAUUAUUUGGAAAGAGUAAUACUGAAUAAUUUUACAUUUAGAGAAAGAGAAGGAGAGAAAGAAGAAAAAUGAAAUAAUUUUCCUUUCAGAUACUGCGUAUUUUCUUUUCCAUCCAUCUUUUACUCAUUAAAUUCCUCUACUUUUCCAAUAUUUUUUCACAAUAUUUCCUGCUGCUUUUCAAACUUUAUAUCAUGGAGAUGAUUCACAUCGAGUGAGGAUGAAUCACACCCUUGGAAAAAUCCUUCUCAGGCAAAACAGAUAGCAUGCGGUGUUUAUCUGGAAUCUGGCAAUGAUAACCAGUGAUAAUUGUCAUUGUGCUCAGCAUAUAUUAUUCUCAAACGAGCUCGUUAUCUUUCUAUCUAUAACGUAGAAUAAUAUGAUAAAAAAUAAUACUACGUUAUCAUAUCAUUGUAUUCUACGUUUAUUUUUUAUUUUAUAGAAAAAUAAUAUAUUAUUGCUUAAUAAUACUUUGUAAUAAUUAUUCGACACAAUCUCUCGAUUUGAUUAUCAUUCAAGUACAUUUAUCUCUGCUAUUUAUGCAAACGUCAGUACAGUCUCUUUGACAUUCCUCUCGCGGAAAGGGAAAAAACGCAGAAACAUUUGCAUGGAUUGCAGUUUUCAUUGGUGAAUCGUCGUUUAUUACCGACGAAAUUAGCGUAGAAUCGCAAAACGUCGAUCACUCGAAUUCUCUUGUCCGUAAAUCGGUAAUGGAACAAAAUCGACUAGCAUCUGUGUGCCAAUCAACGACGUUCCGAGAUUUUGAACGAUAUUCCUUGUCAUUUUUGAGACACAUCAGAUCGGAAUUGAAAAAAAUGGCAGACGAUCCGAACCGUGACAUCUUGCCCGUAAAGGAAGGCUCCUGUAGCGCGGAUACGAUCAUCAGUGUCAUAGAUCCUAGGGAACGUCAUCUCGUUUGCAAGCUCGAUCGCUAUCAACUGGAGGACAAGUAUCUACGUUUACUCGAUGAAGUGAGUAAUCUGAAGAAAUUGUCCAAUUGUCAGGAAGACAAGAUUAAACGACUGGGCACAAAGCUGAUUAGACUGGCUAAUAAUUCGAGAGCAUACGGAUUAGCAUUAGAUAUCGCCGACGAUAGGAAUAGAACGGCCGCUUUGGAGCUCGAAAAUACCAAGCUGAAGGAGAAAAUCGCCGUGAUGAGGAAUCAAUUGUUGAGUCACACGAUGAGCGGUAGGUCGUCGUCGCGCAGCCGUAAUCUCGUUAGGCCAUCGUCUUCCGGGCUCGUGACGUGCCGAAGUGAGAACAACCGCGUGAGAGUACCACCCUGUCAGUGCAGGAUCGCAGCAGGUGACGAUGAUAACGACAUGCAAAAUUACCUCAUUAAAAUCGAGAAAUUGGAGGCACAAAAGAAAGAUAUGGCAUGUCGUAUAGCAGAAUUAGAGAAAGAGCUGGAACAUUUAACUAAUAAUCAGAGGGAGAAGGUGGCGGAAAAUGUAGAAUAUAUACGAGUGUGGCGACAAAUGAAACAGCUGAACGAUAAAUUAAUAACGAGUCAAGAGAAGAAUACCGAACUGACUGCUGAAAUUAACGAUUUGAAGACAACCAUUGAACAAACGACGAGGAAUAAUCAGGAGAUUGCAGCUGUUCUUAGCUCGGAGAGAACACGCAUAGCCGAGAUCGAUGAUCAAAUGUUGAAAGCGAAGACCUCACAAUUUAACUUACGCGAGAAAGACGAACAAAUACGAGAUCUUAUGAAUGAAAUUAAAAUAUUACAACAGCAUAAUAACGAACUUAUCACGCUUACCUCGAAAUAUGGGCAAGUUGAAUUGGAGAAUGUUGAAUUAAAAAAAAGAUUUACUAAUGAUGCUCACGAUCAGCAGACUUUAAAAAUUGCGUUUAACAAUGAGCAAGCUAAUAUUGCAAUGUUAAAAGCUACAAAUGAGAGAUUACUUGCAAAAUUUCAAGAAUUGCAAGUAAACAUUGAUACAUUAACAGUACAAUUAGCGUCUUUUCGUACGCAAAAUAAAAAACGCGAUACAAUAACGAUAUCAUCGGAUGUGGAACAAUGCAAGAAAUGUUGCGAAAUGUAUGAUAAAAUUACACAGCUGGAGAAAACCGUCAGUAACACUCGUGAAAAUUGGCAAUUGGUGGAUAAAUCAGUGCAGACGAUGAUUGUUAAGGUUAACAUAAAGGAGCAGAGUACAAUGACAAUGUCAAAUAAUGAGGGCAAGGCAUCGUUGCAGUCGCCGUUGAAGGAAUGGAAAUAUCAGGAAGCAAAUGGCACAAAUGUUUUAUCCCGAGAAAAAAUACUAAAGCUGUUAGAUCAGGCACAAAUUAACACACCUUUGGAUGCGUCGAAGAUCGCUUCGAAAGAAGAAUACGCGAACAUUUUGGACGUAGCUCAGAGGCACAGCGAAAAGGAAGUGUCCUCUCAAUAUGAUGGAUCACAUCUUGUACAGGAGAACUUACAAAAGAGACUGAUGUAUUUGAAAAAUUCGAAUACAACAUUAGGUCAAAUGUUAUUGAUUUUAUUUGAUGUUUUGCAAGAAUUUAUACUGUUUAUUGAUGUCGACGAAAAACAAUCUCUUAACCAUCAACUAUCUGCAAAUAAGGAUCUCCUAAUUGACGUUAACAAUAAUAUUUCUAAUUUGAUAACCACCAGCAAUAUUAAACAAAAUCAUUUUACUGAAACAACAAAAGAUUUUGCUACUUCUGAAAAUUGUGAUCCAGCAUGCGAAACAAAAUCUGCAAAUAUCUCAACGAGAAAUAUUGAUUCAUCGAUAAAAGACAUGUUUGAUGUUUUUUCCUUUCCUACGAUUCACGAAAACUACAGAAAAUUAUCGUAUCGAGAUAUCAGUAAAGAUUUUUGCGCAGAAAAAAUGAUAAAGCUAAAAAGAUUAAAAUCACCGCGUUAUCCUAGAUGUAAUUUGACAUGUCAUUUGCGCAAAGCAAAGGAUCCACUGUCCUUGCAGGAGAAGCAAAAGUUACACUGCAAAGUCAAACAUUUAGACAGCGUGAAGUUACCAUUAUGCUCAGCCGAAUCUUUCCCUUUAUUAAUUACUGACAAGCAAGGUCUCGUUGAGAUUCAUAUUUCGCGACUGCAGCUUUCUACAUCGGUCGCAAGAAUCCCGGACGAAGAAGACAUAUGUAUAUGUCACGUUUAUGUCAGCUGGGACGUUUGGGGUGAGAAGACCGCUUAUACUCCAAGAAUGAAGUGUCCAAAUUUAAUUUUCAAUUCGUCCUCUGUAUAUCACAUAACGGAUCUCUUCUCUUUUUUCAAAAAUGUGCUAUCGGAAUAUCUUAUCUUCCGAGUGAACAUUAUUCGUCAAGAUAAUACCAGCUAUACUUUUGCCCGAGCAAAGGUUUCCAUCAAGGAUAUUUUGGACUAUCCACAGAAUAAAUUGCAUUAUAUCGUUCCCGUAAACAGCGUCAUUUCUUCUUUCUUCGGCAUGAAUUUUGGUCAACUGUCGCUAUGGGUUCGGUUAAGUUGCAACGUGGACAUGGUUGAAGCCUUUAAGAAGCAAUGCGGCUUAAAUUCGUUGAAAGAUAUUCAUUACGUGCCUUCAGCAGAAAAGGACAUAAUUGAUAAAGCUAAGGAAAUUCCUUCUGAAUGGCCUCCGAAACAAAUAAUUGAUGUGGUGCCAUUUAACAAUCAGCAAUUAAAAGAUGAUUUGGUAUCCAAAGAUUCAACGGCUCGAGACAUCCAACCUAAUGAUUCAGAUUUCCAAUACUGGGCGGUUUUCGAUACUGAAAAUUCGGAUGAAAACGAUAAAGAAUUAUCUUUGCGCAUCAACAAGAUAAAAGAAACUGAAGAAGAAAUUGCAGUACAAAAUUCAGAUUCUGAAGAAAUUCUGGAUAAAAGUAAGGAAAGAGAGGAAAAUAAUGCAACGACGGAUUCACCGAGCAUGAUCGAGUUUAGGACACUACUCGCGAAUCACAAUGAAAAGGAUGCGAUAAUCAUAGAGAUAUUGAGCAUGCAGCUUUUUGCUGACAGUAACAUCAUGCAAGACGAUGAGAUACAGUUGCUUUACAUUGAAUAUUCCUUCCUCGAUAAUCGUGGCGAAGAUAUGGAGACUAUUUCCGUGAUGAAACCAAAAACAGCUAAUCAAGAAAUGGUCUUUAAUUAUAAGAAAAAAUUUUGGGUAAAUGAAACAACACAUCCCAUACAAAAAGAAAAAUUGUGUGCCAUGAUGGCUGAAAUUACAAGUCCAAAUAUCAAUUUUACUGUUAUUAGCGAACCAUUACCACAAGAAAGAGAAAUUAAAGAUUGCGAAGAAGUCGGUUACGCAUCUUUUAAUUUAAAACAAUACGCACUUGAUAAUGAGUACAAACAUAUAUUAUUGCCGAUCAGGAAUAAUCGAAAUAGACAUAUUGGAUCGCUGAAGAAUAAUAAUGUAACAUUGAACACACAACUAUGGCAUUCAAUUCACGUAUGAGUACCACAUCCAAAA